GCUCUUCUUGCCCGGGGGAGGGGGCGCUCCCACAAUGCACCUUGUAUCAACACGGCGGUGGGGCGGCUUCCUGGAGGGUUCAGGCGCUUGGCGCUGAGGUACCCAGUGCGAGCGCUAUCCCGCCAGCCGGUGUUGUGGGGCGACUGCGACCAUGGCGGAGGCAACGCCUGCUCGGCACAGGAGGAAACGGCGCUCCAUGCCAUUAGCCCUGGCCACACCCCCUUCACAAACAACAGAGAAAAGCCCGUAUUUCCAGACCACAGAAAUCUCACUUUGGACAGUGGUGGCUGCUCUUCAAGCUGUGGAGAAGAAGAUGGAGUCCCAGGCUGCCCGACUGCAGAGCCUGGAGGGACGAGCGGGCACAGCCGAGAAGAAGCUGGCUGACUUCGAGAAGACGGCUGUGGAGUUCAGCAACCAGCUGGAGGGCAAGUGGGCCGUGCUGGGGACCCUGGUGCAGGAGUACGGGCUGCUGCAGCGGCGGCUGGAGAAUGUGGAGAACCUGCUGCGCAACCGGAACUUCUGGGUCCUCCGGCUGCCACCCGGCAGCAAGGGCGAGGUCCCCAAGGUGUCUGGGCCCCUUGAGAAUGAUGGGGUCUGUUUCUCGGAGCAGGAGUGGGAGAACUUGGAGGACUGGCAGAAGGAGCUCUACAGAAAUGUCAUGGAGAGCAACUAUGAGACUCUGGUCUCUCUGAAGGUCCUUGGCCAGCCAGAGGAAGAGGCAGAGUUGGGUGCAGAGAUGGUGGGUGACUUGGUGGAAGAAGGUACCCACUUGGCAGAUAGAGCCAUGGUUAAACAGGAGCUGCUCUACAAUCAGGAGGACCAUGCAGGUCUCCCCGGCAUGUUUUCCAGCGCUGCUGAGCAGCAGGCUUUCUUUGGAGCGGAGCAGGCUGUAUUCUGGAAUAGUUCGGGAGACUCUGCCCUCUUGGAAUCAGGCCCAGGGGACUGUAACCCUGAGUCUGUGGAGGGCAGUAGAGACCCUGCCCCUGUUAGAAAUCUGGACUGCUCCCGAAAACAGAAGUCUCACAGGCAGGUGCAAUUGGGUCAGGAAUGUGGACAGGGUCUGAAGGCGAAAAGGGACGCCAGCCCAUACAAAUGUUCUGAAUGCCAGAGCAGCUUCCGCUACAAGCAGCAGCUGACUGCACAUCUGCAGAGCCACGUGGGCAGGGAGUCUUAUUCUACCACAGAACCAGAGGAGAGCCUUAGGCCCAGGCCACGGCUGAAACCACAGGCCAAACGGUCAAAGCUGCAUCAGUGUGACGUGUGCCACAGGAGCUUCAGCUGCAAGGUCAGCCUGGCGACCCAUCAGCGCUGCCACCAGCAGGGGGGCCCCAUCACCAGCCCUCAGAUCCAGGAGAGAUUCUCGCCUAACAGCUUAGUUGCUCUGCCUGGCCACAUCCCCUGGAGGAAAAGUCGGAGUUCUCUCAUCUGUGGGUACUGUGGCAAGAGUUUCAGCCACCCAUCUGACCUGGUGCGGCACCAGCGCAUCCACACGGGUGAGCGGCCCUACAGCUGCCCUGAGUGUGAGAAGAGCUUUGUCCAGAAGCAGCACCUCCUGCAGCACCAGAAAAUCCACCAGCGGGAGCGGGCUGGACAGGCUUCAGAGCCUGCAAGGCCCAAUGGCCUGCUUUAAGGUUGCCAGCCCCUCACCGUCCGGGGGCGGAGGGGGGGUGGCAUCGGUCCCCCGCAGAGACACUACAGUCACACUAACUUCUUCCAGAGGAGAAUUGCUUCUGCUUUGCCCUCCUUGGCUAACUAAGCACAGAGGCUAAUCUGAGGCACAGGAGAGAAGGAUCUAUGGCCCCAGCCUCUGCCAUCUUGGCCCUGUUGCUGGGUUUGCUGUUUCCUUAGCCCCUUCAGGUCCCAGGUUUUCUCCUUUCUGGUGUACUGUCACACCACUGAGACCAGUAGCCAGUUCCAGGGCCAUCUUAGCAUUUCACACAUGUCUUCCCACAGGUGAGUGGGACCACAGAGGUUUGUGGAAAGUUCCAGGAAGUACUACCCUCCAUUUCCUUUCUUUUGUAGCCUCCUUGUUAAUAACUAGUAUAAAUAAUUUAAAUGAACUGCUUAGCCUGUUCUAAAGACCCCCUUUUGGAGUUAGAUUCUGGUUGAUUUUUUUAAACUAUAGUUCAAAACUUGUUUUAUAAAUUUCAGGAGUUGUAGAAGUUGUUCCUACCAUGGGAACUGAGCCUACCCUCCAGGAGGGAAUAGUUUAUGGGGCUCUUUUAGCCCACCCACAUUUAACAUAGGCCCGAGAGCCGAGACAUAUUGCUGUGUUCUUUUGAUGGGUUGCCUAGUGCACUCAGAUGGGGCUAAUUUUCUCGGUGGGCCAAGCCCUGCUGAGAAUGUAGACUUCUUGAAGAAGCUGAGAGUUCAGUUCUGGGAGUUGGUGUCUCAGCAUACUUUCCCUCUCCCGCUCCUCUCUUUGCUGUUCCUACAGCCCCAGGGGAUGUGGGGGGUAGGGUGGAAGACUGAGGUUCAUUCUGUUACACCAUGCAUCACUUAGGUUAUUCAGAUUAGACUUUCCAGUGUCUGCACCAGAGACGAAGGAGAGAAAGCACAGGCGCUUGUCUCAAGAGUGUUGAGUACCCCACUGUCAUUUGGGGAGGGAGGUGAGAGUGGGUUCCUGGUCAUAUGUGAAUGUAUGCUUGUCUGGAAUAAAUCUUGUUACUUGUAUUUAAAGAAAAAACAAAA
Messenger RNA from Meriones unguiculatus (Mongolian gerbil), 2691 nucleotides. RefSeq names its product zinc finger protein 212. NCBI's taxonomy places the organism in Eukaryota, Metazoa, Chordata, Mammalia, Rodentia, Muridae. Gene Ontology annotation, biological process: regulation of DNA-templated transcription. The transcript has 5 exons. The record is from RefSeq and is a predicted model, not a curated record. The coding region runs from base 152 to 1630 and encodes 492 amino acids.